Messenger RNA from Penicillium odoratum, 468 nucleotides. Its product is annotated as RBM8 family RNA-binding protein. The transcript is spliced from 2 exons. Gene Ontology annotation, molecular function: mRNA binding. The record is from RefSeq and is a predicted model, not a curated record. NCBI's taxonomy places the organism in Eukaryota, Fungi, Ascomycota, Eurotiomycetes, Eurotiales, Aspergillaceae. Gene Ontology annotation, biological process: RNA splicing. The coding region runs from base 1 to 468 and encodes 155 amino acids. Gene Ontology annotation, cellular component: nucleus; exon-exon junction complex; cytoplasm.
AUGUCAACCGAAAUGGAAGUAGACCCCCCUGUCAUCCAGGAUGAGGUGUCUGAACAGCAAGAGCAGGAUCGUGGUUUCGAGCCUCACACCCAGUCCGGCGCCGUGGCUGUGCGCAGUAUUGAGGGAUGGAUUAUCAUCGUGUCGAACAUCCACGAGGAAGCUUCAGAAGAGGAUGUCAACGAGCUUUUUGCAGAACAUGGCGAGAUCAAGAACUUCAACUUGAACCUUGACCGACGGACAGGUUACGUUAAGGGAUACGCAUUGAUCGAAUAUUCCACCCUCCCCGAAGCCACUGCGGCUAUCAAAAACCUGAAUGGCACCAAGCUCCUCGACCAGACCAUCUCGGUCGACUACGCAUUUGUCCGCCCACCCCCCGCUGGCAAGGGAGGAGCUAAGGGAGCUCGUGGUGCCCGCAAUCGUAGCCGCAGCCCAAACCGAAGCCGCAGCCCGGAGGCUGACCGCAACUAA